AUGCCUGAAGGAAAUAUGAUAGCCUAUAACAUCGUUGGAGGGACAGCUGGCGAAAUGGAGUAUCCUUUGGGCUUCCUGGAAAGAUGUCGUAAGAUAUUCCGACAUUUUGAGAUCUACUGCUCGGCCACCUGUUCCGUAGCUGGCAUACUUUUCACCAUGUUUGUUUUCAAUGAAAAUCUGCGUAGCAAAAAGAUUUUCAGCCGAGCAGUGGCUUUUCUGAUAGUGGAACUGCUUGUAUUUUCGAUGUUCGUGCUAAUUGCUCGAACUUGGAUCCCAGAUCAGAUGGCCUUCUACUUUUUCUGCGUACUCCUAAUGGUUGUAGCUCUGAUCGUUGGCUGUCAUCUUUCCUUUACGAUGGAUAUGACGCAGUACAUAGCUCCGCUUUUUCUCAUGAGCUUUAUACUUGUCACAAUCUCGAUUUAUUUUCUGGUGGUAAAUAACUUUAUGGAAAAGCUAAAGCCCUAUGCCUAUCUGAUCUUCGAGAUUUGUCUUACCAGUGUGAUGACAUUGUGUUCGAAGAGUGUCAUGCUGCAUGCGCAAACAAUUAGUGGAGAUCGGAUGGUCCAGAUGAGCUCGGAUGAUUCUCUAUUGGCCGCCUUGUUCCUUUUCAACGAGUUUCUGGCCGUGUACGCCAUGACUUUCUACUGGCAGAUCAACUAUAACUAUUUCACGUCCACUGAUUUCUUAUGGAUGUCGACAAGUACCAAGCAUUCACAUGACACAACCCCCAUAUGA
Drosophila rhopaloa is the source of this 735-nucleotide messenger RNA. RefSeq lists its product as uncharacterized. Bases 1 to 735 code for a protein of 244 amino acids. The transcript has 6 exons. Lineage: Eukaryota; Metazoa; Arthropoda; Insecta; Diptera; Drosophilidae. The record is from RefSeq and is a predicted model, not a curated record.